AUGCGAAAAAAAGCAAGACUGUCAAGGGACAACAAAGAGAAGAAUGAUGGGUUGGGAGGGCAACCAAGUGAUGCAGAUGGUAAUGAUGAUGAUGGUGACCGUGUUGAGGAAUCAGGUGGGGAUGAAGAAGUUGAGGAUGACGAAGUUGAAAAUGAAAAAAGUGAGGAUGAAGAAUUUGAGGAUGAAGAAAGUGAUGGUGAGAAUGAGAAAACUGAUGAUGAAGAAAGUGAUAGAGACUCUGCCGAUGGCAAUGAGGCCAAUAAGGAAGGUGAGGAUGAAGAAAAUGAUGGAGAGUCUGGCAAUGGCAAUGAAAGAAGCGAAGGUGAAGAAAGUGAUUAA
This is a messenger RNA of Cornus florida, 339 nucleotides long. RefSeq lists its product as uncharacterized. Bases 1 to 339 code for a protein of 112 amino acids. NCBI's taxonomy places the organism in Eukaryota, Viridiplantae, Streptophyta, Magnoliopsida, Cornales, Cornaceae. The record is from RefSeq and is a predicted model, not a curated record. The transcript has a single exon.